UAUUACGCUGUUUUUUUUCUGCUUCGAAUAGUUCUCUCUUUUUUCACCAUACGUGUGUUUGCAUCACUGCACAUUGAACUCAUGCAGCCCUGGGGGGCCCCAUAUUGAACUCUUGCAGCGCUGGGGGCCCUACAUUGGUUUUGAUGGCAGAUUACAUGGUUUGUUCACCUUUACAAGUUUGACGACAUCAUGUCGUAAUUAAAGGAUUGUAUAAAGUGAAGUUUCUCUUUCUACAUAGACGAUGUUAGCCUAGCCACCUUAGCCAGUCAAUCAAUAAUAAACAUUAAAUAAUAAUUGUAUUCAUUCACGGAUGAUAUAAAACUCCACGCUGUAGAACAUACAUGGUGUACACGCAAAUGUAUUAUUUAUCAUAAAUACUUUGAAUGAGUAUGUACUUGUUGCUAUCAUUGUGGCAUUAGCUGUCUCUGCUGGUUUAUCAGGAGUAUUUUCCCUAUAAUAUGUUUUCUGAAAGUCUGAUAUGACAACUUGUAAAUGUAUUAAUUACACCUUAAACCUGUUGAUUUUUGUUCUCCUAUCAAUACAUAUGAAAAGAAGAAAGAAAGGUUUGUGAUAUGCUGCUGUUCAAAACAACCUCUCCGCCCCCUACGUGUGUAAGCUGAAGGCUUAUGUUGCUCUCAGCUCUUGGUGCCUGCCUUUCAAUAGAGGGUGCCUCACUGAAAGCAAUUUUCGGGGUGGAGAGUAGGGCUCCGGUGCAGUGGAAGCACCAGCACUGGCCCUGGAACCACCGCAGUGUAAAAGGGGAACAUGUGUGGAAGAAAAUAAGACCAGAAGGUGAUUGAAGUAUCGUGUGUUGUGUUUGUGUAGUCAUCCUCCAAGGUCCUGUAUGAGGGAAGUGCUGGAACAGACCAACAGAAUCUCUUACUACAGCUUCCUAAUGAGCCUGGCUAAACAUGAAGCCAUCAACCAAGCUAUUGGAGCACUACCCAACAAGGCAGAGUUCCUGAUUGACCCAGAGAUGGACCAGGAACUGGACAAACUAAUCGCCCAGAUCUCUGUGAGUCCUGGUAGCAACAGCAGCGGCAGUGCGGUGGGGGGGCUGAAGGAGAUGCUGCAGAGGAAGGCUUCCCCCAGAAGGAACAUCCACCACAGAAGGAGGAUAGAGGUGGAAAGUGAUGGCUCCACAGAGGAGACGGACUCCUCUGAAAACUGACCUCUCACCUUUCAGCUUCAUUCCCAAAUACACAGCGGCUGAAUGGAACAUUCAAAACUGUCUUGCCCAUUAUUUGCUAUAUAGACCCAUAUACUGACAGUGGAUAAGAGGACAGCUGUGCAAGAGAACACUCAACCUUGUGACAGAUCACUCCAGUCUUCUAUUUGUCCAGCAUUGCUGUCAAGAAGAGAGUUAUCCAGAGGAAGAACGGUCUACAUCAGAUCCACUGUUGAUGCUUCUCAUUGUUCUCUAUUGCCCCUUUCACACCAAGGCUUUUCCCGUUCUAGCUCCGUGCUAGAGCUUUUCUGGUUCGGAACCGGUUCUU
Notothenia coriiceps (black rockcod) is the source of this 1496-nucleotide messenger RNA. Its product is annotated as UPF0705 protein C11orf49 homolog. NCBI's taxonomy places the organism in Eukaryota, Metazoa, Chordata, Actinopteri, Perciformes, Nototheniidae. The record is from RefSeq and is a predicted model, not a curated record. The coding region runs from base 845 to 1171 and encodes 108 amino acids. The transcript is spliced from 3 exons.